UGGUUGGAUCAUCCGGAGUCACAGUCUCACCGUGGAACAGUCAGUGCGAGCAGGCGGGCGGACCCACGCACGACAACACAGGGAAAACAACGAGGGCAGCGUUAUCAUUUCGGAAACGAGCGCACCAGCAAUGAACUACACCCGCACCGUCUGUUAGAAGCAAACACAGCCGCCGUGACACCGCAAACGCGUCGAGGAUGAGCGGCACCGCAGCGGCCACAGGGUCCGGCACGGCUUCCUCCUGCCGUUUCGCUCACUAUUUUGUGGUGUGUGGAGUGGACGCGGACACGGGCCUGGAGCCGGACGAUGGAGCAGGAGACAGCUUUGAGCAGAGCCCCAUUCGACGGUCCUUCAAGUCAAAGGUUCUGGUGCGCUACCCUGAAAACACAGACAGGAGCCCCUUCAAUAAAGAUGCUGUCAACAUGCUCUGCAUGCCCAGGGGCCUGUCGUUCCGCACUCAGGCAGACAGACUCGAUCCUCAGUUCCACUCCUUCACACUCUCCUCUGACGACGGCACACGUUCCUAUGGCUUUGUCCACACGCUCUAUGAGGAGGUGACCGACCCGAAGAUCAUCAUUGCCAUGCAGACUCUCAGUCAGAUGCACCACGUGGAGCACCAGUCCUCCUCAUCGGCCUCCUCUCCCUCUUCCUCAACAUCAUCGUCAACCUCGCCCUCCACCUCCAGCAUGGACUCUCUUGUGAGCAGCUUGGACGAAUCCGAUGCCGAGUCCCUAGCCGGGAUUUCUGGCUGCCUCAGCUGCGUAGGCUCCUUCGAUCCAGUGCGCGAUACGCUCUACGUGUCCAAAGCGCUCUGCCUCCUGACGCCGCUCCCUUUUCUUCAGGCUUCACGACAGUUUCUCGCUCAGCUUCACCAAGCUGUGAUGUCACACACAGCUCCACCUCUCCCUCUGGAGAGCUACAUCCACAACAUCCUGUACGAGGUGCCCGUGCCUCCGCCCGGCAGGUCGCUGAGGUUCCACGGGGUGCAUCGCCCCAUCGUGUGCCAGCGGCCUGGUCCUGGGGAGCUUCCUCUCGGGGAGUAUCCACUAGGAGAGGCGUUCUCACUCCUCGGUGUGGACAACAUGGUUCAGCUACUGACUUGUGCAUUUCUGGAGACACAAGUCCUACUGUACUCUCAAGACUACCAGCGUUUGAUGACGGUGGCAGAGGGCGUCGCCACGUUGCUGUUUCCAUUUCAGUGGCAGCACAUCUACCUGCCCAUCAUCUCUGCACCGCUGCAUCACCUCCUCGAUGCCCCCGUGCCGUUCCUGAUGGGCCUGCAGCGCAGAGAGGGCGCUCAGCGCUCCUCUCUUCAUCUUCCACACGAGGCCAACCUGUGUUUCGUGGACAUUGACAACCAAUGUGUCGAAGCCCCUGAGGACCUGCCCGCGUUUCCAGACCAGACCGAGCUCAUCCGGGAACUGAGUGAAGUACUGCAGCAUUUUGGGCUUCCUCUACAGGGAGGUGUCACCACUAAGCCCCCCACCACCACCACCACCACAACAACCUCAUCCCCCAAUGUGAGCAGCCUGGUUCUGGAGGACCUGAUGGAGGACAGGAGGAACGGGAACCUGGGAGGUGAGGAGCUCGCCGUGCUGGAGAGGCUGCAAGCUCUUGCACGGAGGUGCGGGGGAGGUAAAAUGUCGGAUGACAGGCAGACACUGGGACGCGUGUUCGCGGAGGAGGAGGAGGAACUGAAGGCUGCGAAACUGAACAUUCAGCUGAGGGAGGUGUUUGCCGGACGCUUGGCUGCCAUGUUUGGCAGGUAUGACGAGUUUGUCAUCCACAGCGCUCUGGAUCUGGACUCUUGGUUGAGCAACCGAGAGGGGACGUUCAGCUUUGACAAGGGUUCCUUCCUCUCAGCUCAGCCCAUGACCCACUUGCGUUUCUUAUCUCGUUUCCUGGAGACGUCCAUGUUUUCUAAUUUUGUGGAUGGGAAAGUGAUUUCUCACUGGGCGGAGAGGGAUCCACUGCAGCAGCUGUUUGACAACCGCGUGGAGAAAGAGCGACUGUACGACACGGACAAGGACUCGUGUAACUGCCACUACAGGAAAAGCACCACGCUCUUUGAGUCAGCCCAGGCAACAGAGCGUAGACUGCUGAAGGCCGACCACACGGCGAUACACCCCCACCUGCUAGACAUGAGGAUUGGCCAGGGUCGCCACCAGCCGGGAUUCUUCCCUAAGCUGCAGGCUGAUGUGCUCACACAGGGACAAAACACCAACAAGUGGUCCAGUCGUGUGACAGCAUCACGCAGGACUGAACCCAAAAGAUGGACGACGAGCGAUCACUCGGGAGUGGAUAAUGAGCCGAGACAGAAGCACACUUUCAUGAGGAAGAACCUCCGCCAGUCGAAGCUACUUGACCCCUCACCUGAAGCUGUCACUCAGACUCACAGAGAGUUUGUUGAUGGGCUGUUGAGCGAGUGUCGCCUCAAGACUAAACGGAUGCUGAUGGAGAGGAUGGGGAAGGAGAGUGUGGAGCUGGGUCAGGGAGAAGCUAACAUCACAGGCCUGCAAGAAAACACACUCAUCCAUGGUCUGUGUGACCUGCUGGAGAGAACCUGGGGCCACGGUCUGCAGCUGAAACAGGGCAAGUCUGCGCUUUGGUCUCAUCUGCUUCACUACCAGGCAGCCCAGGGGAAGAUGGAGGCACCAGCUGAGUCUCCAGGGUCAGACCAGAGAACAAAUGAUGAUGGCGCUCUGCUCCUGAGAGGAUCCUUAAUACAGGACAUGAGGUUCAUACAAACUAUGAGUGAGGGUCUGUCUGAGGUGGGUCAGGCUCGGGCCUGGAUCCACCUGGCUCUGGAAAAGAAAAUGCUUUCUCAGCACCUUAAAGAGCUGCUUACAAACCAGAACCUGCUCAGGCAGCUGUAUAAACCUCACGCAUUCCUGCUCUGUGAGGAAGAAAGGGAGCAGUUCUUGUUCCACCUGCUCUCUCUCAACACUGUGGACUACCUCUGUUUUACAAGAGUCUUCACCUCCAUCAGUAUUCCGUACCGUGUCGUCAUUGUGCCCAUGAAGAAGCUGAGCAUUGCCAUGGCAACAGUUAACCCCUGGGUCUGUGUGUCGGGAGAACUGGGUGAUUCAGGAGUUAUACAGAUGCCCAAAAAUACACAAGAGAUUUUUUUCCAGUGCAACAACCUGGGCAGGCUGAGCACGCUGCAGCUGGGACAGGAGAACUCUGGUUUGCUGGCUAAGUGUCUGAUCGACUGUGUGAUGGUGUACAAUGAGAUCACUGGACACACGUACAGGUUUCCCUGUGGCCGAUGGCUGGGGAAAGGCGUGGGCGACGGCAGCCUGGAGAGAGUCCUCAUUGGUCAGCUGGUGUCACCUGGUGGAGAGGACGAUGCCGGAAGGUGGACAGGGACGCCUCCGGAGCUGACCUCUCCUUCUCAGAGUGUACGGGCCGUGCUGGGAUCACUUGGCAGCCGAGGCAGGCUGCUUUCUGUCGAAGUACAAGAGAGCAUGAGAGAGGCAGCAAAUAACCUUGUCAAGCACUUCCACAAACCUGAGCAAGAGAGGGGAAACUUGACGGUGUUGUUAUGUGGUGAAGGAGGCCUGGUGCUGUCUUUGGAGAACUUCCUCCUCCACGGCUUCAAAUCUAACCGUCUUUUCCAAAGAAACGUCUUUGUUUGGGACUUUGUUGAGAAGGCAGUGAUUUCCUUGGAGACCGCUGAUCAGAUGGGUGACAUGCAUGGAUCAACACUGACCAAGGGUCCACCCGGUGACUCCCUGUGUCACUAUGUCACUGCCAUCAAUGCCUCGCCCCGGAGCAUCGGAAAAGAGGGCAAGUUCCAGCUGUUUGUCUGCCUGGGAAUCAGGGACCGACUUCUCUCUCAGUGGCUCCCCCUGUUGGCAGAGUGUCCCCUGACGGCAAGGACAUACGAGGAGGGCGCUCUGCUGCGGGACCGUGCAGCUGUACACUCCCUGUCUCGCAUCCUGCACACACUCAAUGACUUCACCAUCACUCUGGAGACGGCGCUGGUUAAAGGCAUCGAUCUCUGACCCCACAGACAAACACUUGAGUUUAGCCCAUUCCUCUGCAACCUUCUGCAGAAAUGUUGACGGCAUUAAAAACAUCCAUCUUUUCCAUUUUGCAGGAACAGGAAGUUCAUUCAGACACUUGAAAACUUUGAUCAUGAGCAGCUGAAAACACUGGCAUCUCCAGCUCCAAACAUAUUGCCUUGGUCAUCAGUGUAAAUGUCUUAGAUUCUUUAUUUGCUUUGGGAAAAAUGGUCGGAUGUCUGCGAUGCUUCACACUGUGAAAUUCCGUUUCCUCUUGGAAAAAAUAGAGUAAUUCAUAAUCUCACAUCUACUGUAGAUAUUUUCAAGGCUCACACCGUAACUGUAACUCCUUACACUGCUGUAUUGCUUGCACUUGAAUUUAAGAAUUAAACACAUGCAUGGCCAAAACCUGUUCCUUUGUCUUAUGUCUUAGUGUGUUGUGAACCUGAAACAUCAUUCAUGAAUUAUCUGUGCAAAUAUACUGAAGUAGAUACUGUUCUCACGUUAUGAUAUGUUGAAACUGUUCUAUUAUUAUGCUCUUGUUAGACUGUGCAGCGUCAGGCCUGGAUCUUCUUGCUUAUUUCAGUUUAGGGGAACAAACUGCAGAGAGUUGUGGUCAUGAAAUCUUCUGUUGGUGAAACACUCAAACCAAGCUGGAGUUCUUAAUGUGUUUCUCCAAAUAGUCUUUGCCACUUUGUCAGAAAGUUGUUUGUUUUCCCUCUUUCAUCCCAAGUAUUUUUGCUUCAUUAGAUCUUAAAGAAUUGUGGCCAUUUGUUGUUAUUGUACAAUGAAUAUGUGGCAUAUUUUUCUGUAGAAGGACAUUUUGUUUGUGUAUGUGGGAAAAAAUGAUUUUAUUUAUGAUAUCAUUUACCAGUUAUAUUAAUAGUUUCUAAAGUGUUCAGUUGUCUUUGCAAAAAAAAUCUGACAAUGAAAAGAGCACAGGUUCUUUAAAUGCUAGGUAUUAUGAUGUUGCAUUUAAAAGUUAAACACUCUCCUGCAAACACUAUUAAAACCACAAUGACCAAGACUUUAUUAUUAUUUAAAUACAGUUCUGAAAAAGCAAUAAAGAAUUGUUAUUUAUGAAAUGUUGUCAAAGAAUAAAGUUAACAUUGAUAUAACAGA
This is a messenger RNA of Solea senegalensis (Senegalese sole), 5129 nucleotides long. RefSeq names its product DENN domain-containing protein 5B-like. NCBI's taxonomy places the organism in Eukaryota, Metazoa, Chordata, Actinopteri, Pleuronectiformes, Soleidae. The record is from RefSeq and is a predicted model, not a curated record. Gene Ontology annotation, molecular function: small GTPase binding; guanyl-nucleotide exchange factor activity. The transcript has 21 exons. Bases 198 to 4007 code for a protein of 1269 amino acids.